GCGGGCCUGCCCGGUGACGUGCGCGUGCGCGCGCCCGAGGUGAAGGCGGAAGCGGAAGUCGGGGGCGCGCCGGCUGGCAGGGAGGGAGUGCCGCGGCGUCGGGUCGGCUCCGGGGUCGCCAUGGGGCGCGGCAGUGGCACCUUCGAGCGUCUCCUAGACAAAGCAACCAGCCAGCUUCUGCUGGAGACCGACUGGGAGUCCAUCCUCCAGAUUUGCGACCUGAUCCGCCAGGGGGACACACAAGCAAAGUAUGCCGUGAGUUCCAUCAAGAAGAAAGUCAACGACAAGAAUCCCCAUGUGGCCUUGUAUGCCCUGGAGGUCAUGGAGUCUGUGGUGAAGAACUGUGGGCAGACCGUCCAUGACGAGGUGGCUAACAAGCAGACCAUGGAGGAGCUGAAGGAGCUACUGAAGAGGCAGGUAGAAGUAAAUGUCCGAAAUAAGAUCCUGUAUCUGAUUCAGGCCUGGGCACACGCCUUCCGGAAUGAGCCCAAGUACAAGGUGGUCCAGGAUACUUACCAGAUCAUGAAAGUGGAAGGACACGUCUUCCCAGAGUUCAAGGAGAGCGACGCCAUGUUCGCUGCAGAGAGAGCCCCCGACUGGGUGGACGCCGAGGAGUGCCACCGCUGCAGGGUACAAUUUGGAGUGGUGACCCGAAAGCACCACUGCCGGGCGUGUGGCCAGAUCUUCUGCGGCAAGUGCUCCUCCAAGUACUCCACCAUCCCCAAGUUCGGCAUCGAGAAGGAAGUACGCGUGUGCGAGCCCUGCUACGAGCAGCUGAACAAGAAAGCAGAGGGAAAGGCCUCCGCUACGACAGAGCUGCCCCCGGAGUACCUGACCAGCCCCCUGUCGCAGCAGUCCCAGCUGCCCCCGAAGAGGGAUGAGACGGCCCUUCAGGAGGAGGAGGAGCUGCAGCUGGCCCUGGCCCUGUCACAGUCAGAGGCCGAGGAGAAGGAGAGAAUGAGACAGAAGUCAGCAUACACCGCAUACCCCAAGGCAGAGCCCACACCCGUGGCCUCAUCAGCGCCCCCCGCCAGCAGCCUGUACUCUUCACCUGUGAACUCAUCGGCGCCUCUGGCUGAGGACAUGGACCCCGAGCUUGCCAGGUACCUCAACCGGAACUACUGGGAGAAGAAGCAGGAGGAAGCUCGGAAGAGCCCCACGCCCUCCGCGCCUGUGCCCCUGACGGAGCCUGCCGCCCAGCCUGGGGAGGGGCACACAGCCCCUGCCAGCAUGGUGGAGACUCCUCUCCCGGAGACAGACUCUCAAUCCAUGACUCCCUCCAGCGGCCCCUUUAGUGAGCAGCAGUACCAGAACGGGGAGUCAGAGGAGAGCCAUGCGCAAUUUCUGAAGGCCCUGCAGAACGCCGUCACCACCUUUGUCAACCGCAUGAAGAGCAACCACGUGCGAGGCCGCAGCAUCACCAAUGACUCGGCCGUGCUCUCCCUCUUCCAGUCCAUCAAUAGCAUGCACCCCCAGCUGCUGGAGCUGCUCAACCAGCUGGAUGAGCGCAGGCUGUACUACGAGGGCCUCCAGGACAAGCUGGCGCAGAUCCGCGAUGCCCGGGGGGCACUCAGUGCCCUGCGGGAGGAGCACCGGGAGAAGCUGCGCCGGGCAGCUGAGGAGGCCGAGCGCCAGCGCCAGAUCCAGCUGGCCCAGAAGCUGGAGAUCAUGCGGCAGAAGAAGCAGGAGUACCUGGAGGUGCAGAGGCAGCUGGCCAUCCAGCGCUUGCAGGAGCAGGAGAAGGAGCGGCAGAUGCGGCUGGAGCAGCAGAAGCAAACCAUCCAGAUGCGGGCCCAGAUGCCUGCCUUCUCCCUGCCCUAUGCCCAGCUCCAGGCCAUGCCUGCAGCCGGGGGCGUGCUAUAUCAGCCCUCAGGCCCAACAAGCUUCCCCGGCACCUUCAGCCCAGCAGGCUCGGUGGAAGGCUCCCCCAUGCACACGGUGUACAUGAGCCAGCCGGCCCCGGCCGCCAGCGGCCCCUACCCCAGCAUGCCUGGGGCCGGAGCAGAUCCCAGCAUGGUGAGCGCCUACAUAUACCCAGCAGGGGCCUCUGGCACACAGGCCGCCCCCCAGGGCCCUGCUGGGCCCACCGCCAGCCCAGCCUACUCGUCCUACCAGCCCACUCCUACACAGGGCUAUCAGAACGUGGCUUCCCAGGCUCCGCAGAGCCUCCCAGCCAUCUCCCAGCCUCCGCAGUCCGGCACCAUGGGUUACAUGGGGAGCCAGUCGGUGUCCAUGGGCUACCAGCCUUACAGCAUGCAGAAUCUCAUGACCACCCUCCCCAGCCAAGAUGCCCCUCUGCCACCCCCACAGCAGCCCUACAUCCCAGGGCAGCAGCCCAUGUACCAGCAGAUGGCACCCUCGGGCGGCCCUCCACAGCAGCAGCCCCCCGUGGCCCAGCAGCCACCUGCACAGGGGCCGCCGGCACAGGGCAGUGAAGCCCAGCUCAUCUCAUUCGACUGACCCUGGGCCGGGAGCUUGCUAUGCAGAGUAACACCGCAGUUCUCCAAAACUGUCGCCUCCGUGUCUAACUAGCCGCACCCUCUCCUCUUUCCUCUUACACCGUGUAGUGUCCCUGCUCCAUGUGAGCAGAGGGGGGCCCUUCACCCUGGCCCUCCUCCCUUUUUCUGUCCUUGCCUGCUGGCUCUUCAUCCCCCAGGCCCCAUCCUCGUCCUUGUCUCUCUAGUUGGUCUCUGACUUCUUUCCCCAAGGCGGGGGCCUCAGGGAGGAGGCUGGGAGGGAAGGACCUUCUCUGAGAGGAAGCCCCUAGCCCAGUGGGUCAGGUCCCUCUGCCCCGUGCAGCCCGUGCCCUCCCAUCCCCACCUGUGAGACCACGGGGCUGGUGGUCUGUGACUAAUGUUGGUGCUCCCCGGAGCCCUCCAGCAUGGCCCCUGGGCUGUCAGCAGGGGUGCCCUUGGCCCUCACAGGAAGGGUGGGGGCUUGUCUCCAGCUUCUCUGCUUCUGAGCUGUCAUCUCAUCCAGUGCCCCAAGUAGACGGAAUGGAACAGUGAUAAUAAAAUGUCCUUCAACAGGU
Molecule: messenger RNA, 3031 nt
Organism: Equus quagga
Lineage: Eukaryota; Metazoa; Chordata; Mammalia; Perissodactyla; Equidae
Gene: HGS
Product: hepatocyte growth factor-regulated tyrosine kinase substrate
Exons: 22
Coding region: 121-2460 (779 amino acids)
Molecular function (GO): phosphatidylinositol binding; ubiquitin binding; metal ion binding
Source: RefSeq, a predicted model, not a curated record